Messenger RNA from Leptosomus discolor (cuckoo roller), 1451 nucleotides. The record is from RefSeq and is a predicted model, not a curated record. Lineage: Eukaryota; Metazoa; Chordata; Aves; Leptosomiformes; Leptosomidae.
CGCUGAUGCAGGAGACAGCCCUGUGGGCACAACAGCCACUACAAACCUGGAGCAGCCGCAGGUCAUUCCAUCGCAGGGCGACCUUCUGGGUGACCUCCUCAACCUGGACUUGGGACCCCCAGUGAACGUUCCCCAAGUGUCCUCCAUGCAGAUGGGUGCUGUGGACCUCCUGGGAGGAGGGCUGGACAGCCUGGUGGGGCAGACCUACAUUCCCUCCUCCGUGCCAGCCACCUUUGCCCCUUCACCCACCCCAGCGGUGGUGAGCAGUGGACUCAACGAUCUUUUCGAGCUCUCAUCUGGUAUAGGCAUGGCUCCGGGAGGAUAUGUGGCUCCGAAGUCUGUUUGGUUGCCUGCAGUAAAGGCUAAAGGACUGGAGAUCUCGGGCACAUUCAGUCACAGACAGGGACACAUCUACAUGGAGAUGAACUUUACCAAUAAGGCUUUGCAGCACAUGACCGACUUUGCCAUUCAGUUCAACAAGAACAGCUUCGGGGUCAUCCCAAGCACCCCACUGGCCAUUCACACACCUCUGAUGCCAAACCAAAGCAUUGAUGUCUCCCUGCCCCUCAACACUCUGGGACCAGUCAUGAAAAUGGAGCCUCUGAACAACCUUCAGGUGGCUGUGAAAAACAACAUUGAUGUCUUUUACUUCAGCUGCCUAAUUCCUCUCAACGUGCUUUUCGUAGAGGAUGGCAAAAUGGAGCGCCAGGUCUUCCUUGCAACAUGGAAGGAUAUUCCAAACGAGAACGAGCUUCAGUUCCAGAUUAAAGACUGUCACUUGAAUGCCGACACUGUUUCCAGCAAGCUGCAGAACAACAAUGUCUACACCAUUGCAAAGAGGAAUGUGGAGGGCCAGGACAUGCUCUACCAGUCUCUGAAACUCACUAACGGCAUCUGGAUCUUGGCCGAGCUUCGCAUUCAGCCGGGGAACCCAAACUACACGCUCUCCCUGAAGUGCCGAGCUCCCGAAGUGUCCCAGUACAUCUACCAGGCCUACGAUGCCAUCUUGAAAAACUAACAGGAGAUCAGCCUGUGCCUCACCCUGCAGAAGGAGGGGGGAGAAAGGGGUCCCCAGAUCCUCCUUCACCACUGGUGCAGGGAAAAGCACUCUUAACUGGAAGCAGCUGUAUUCAUGUGUAGGAUUUCAGUCAAAGGCACUGAUUAAACAAGGUAGCAAUUAGUAUCCACAUGCUAAUGAUGAUAGGGAACAAACCCCUUUGAUAUUUUUAGCGUCCAUGGAGUUUGUAACCACUGCUUCAACUACUCCCAUGUCCCCCUCGCCCCUCACUCAUUGUCCGUCCUUGUGGGCUUCUCCAUUUUGUGCCAAUGUUCAGUGUUUUCUAAAUGGCUUUAGGCGUAGUUACGAUUUUGUAAAAUACUGCUCAUUGAAAAAAAAAAAACCAAGAAAAACCACACAUCAGCUCAUUAAAACAAGGCAAACGUGUCGAAAA